Messenger RNA from Tetrahymena thermophila SB210, 7815 nucleotides. RefSeq names its product transmembrane protein, putative. NCBI's taxonomy places the organism in Eukaryota, Ciliophora, Oligohymenophorea, Hymenostomatida, Tetrahymenidae. The transcript is spliced from 21 exons. The record is from RefSeq and is a predicted model, not a curated record.
AUGAUUUUAUACUCAUUAAUAUUAGCCAUACUAAUAGUCAUAUUAAUUUCUCCUUUAGUUAUAAGAAGUAUUAUCAAAAGGUCAAUAGAUUACUUUGAUUUUAAGAUUUCAGAUUACAAUUAUUUUAGAGACAUUUUAGCAAUAUUCCCUUAUGAAUCUGACCCAAUAAUAUAAAGAAUUGCAAUUCAAAUCCCAUCUAUCAAGAUCUAAUAUCAAAAUAAGAAAUUUACUCUCAGCAUAAAUUUGUUGAAAAUUUACUUGGAUUUGAAGGAAAAUCAUCUCUCGUAGAUUGAUGGAUUUAGAAAUACUAAAAUAGAUAAAAGCAAGAUUUUGAAAAACAUAGAAACAAUAAUUAGGCAAAUCAUAGAAGAAUACAAGGUAGUUGAUGACUCUUCUAGUAAAAAAGUUGAAUUAAAGCAGAGCUAGUAUUAAAGGUCAAAGUCAGGAAUCAUCAAUUUUAUAGUUAUGGUGAUCUUAUAGGUUGUAGAACUAUAAGUGGACAAAUUGUAAUUAUCGAUAAUUGAAAAUAAGAAUCAGCAACCAAUCCAUGAAUUUAAGCAAGAAAAAACUCAAAGAGAAAUUUCACACAUGUUCAAACUAUUUACCACAAAUCGUUUAUACAAGCUAAGUUUUCCAGGAUUUUCAUUUUCAACUUUAAUUAAUAAAGAUGAAAAAUUAGAACUAAUAAUUAAAGCGAAGGUAUUCCAUGCUUUUUUAAUGAACGAUUUUACUUAAAGAUUAGAUAAAUGCAUUACUAUUGAAUAACCUUAAGUUAACUUUCACAUGCCAUUUGGAUUUACAUCAGACGAUUGCAUAAAUGGAUCUAAAAUAUUCAUCUAAUCUAAAUAAGUCACAUGUGAAUUUUCGCCUGCAACUUGCAAUGCUUACAAAUACAUCAAAUACUUUAGGACAUAUCAAGCAAGAUUGUUAAAGUUUAUAAAAAAUGAUUUAGUAGUUAAGGAAAAACCUUCAAGAAGUCCUAUGCCAGAGUUGGUUGACAUCAGUAUCCCUUUAGUAAAAGCUAAAUUUUUUAAUUUAGAGAAUCAAAUUUCGGAAUAAGAAGGAUUCCUUAAAGAUAAUAAAUGCAGCGAAGUUAAUCUUUUAUUAGAAAUGGUUCAAGUCUAGGUCAUAACAUAACUCCAUGAAUACACUGUAGUCAAGGAAACUAUAUAAGUAGACUUUUAAGAUAUGAACAUCAAUGCACUUACAACUACAAAGGAAUCGAUUUAACUUUGCCAUUUCUAAAAGGGAUCAUACUUAACAUGCAGAGACUAUGAACUAAAAUCACUUAAAGUUUUAAAGACAUUAGACAAUUUUGGAUAAUUGAAAUCAUAAAUUCACAUACAUCCUAUUGCAUUCUAAUUAUAUGAGGCUUACAUAAAUAUUAACUAAAGGCCUUACUUAGAAUUUGAUUUUGAAUUAUACAAGACUUGCCUAUUGAAGUAUAUUGAAGAGUGCAAAAAAAAGUAUUUACAAGAAAUUAAAUUAUCAUUCUCUAACAGUGUUAACUCUAUUUAUGGUCAUUAAAAUUAUUAAAUUAACAGUAACUAAUCUUCAAACGCUUCUACACCAGCAACUGGUGUAAACACUAAUAUUUUAAACAUAUCUAGCCAAUAAAAUAGUAGCAAUAACCUAAAAAAUCAAACAACUUUAAAUAAUCAGAUUUAGGAUUUAAAAUUAUCAGAAUACUUAGUUGUUGAUGACAAAAUUUUGUUAGAAACAAUUUUAAAUACUGAAAAUGUUCUUGAUAAAGUUACAGUUCCUUACUUAGAACAAGAAUUUUAGACUGACUUUGUUGAGAUGUACUCCUACUGUGGUCCCUCUAAAAUAUCUUUAACAAGCAAAAAGCCAAGAUAUUUCUGUGUACAAAAAGAAGAAAAUGCAGUAUAUUAGGGUAUCUAUCAAUACACGUUUAAUAAUCUUCUUUUAGAGAAAUUUGUACCUCAAAUUGAACAAACUGAGAAAAUAUUUACUAUGGAAUCAUUCUAGCAAGACACAUCUGAAAAUAAUGAAAUAAUUUUAUAAAAUAUGAAAUUCAUGCUUCUAUAGAUUUAGAUUAAGGAAGAAACAUUUAAAGAUGUCCUUGAUAUAAAAAAUAAUUUUGAUAUUGAUUAUUUGGAUGAAGUAAGGAAGAAAAAAUUUGUAAAUCCUUACUAGCCACCAGACCCUUUUAGCAAGCCAUAAAAAAUUUCUCUAGAUUUUAACUAAUUUAAAUUUUAAUAUGAGUUCAAUGAUGGGUAAAAUGUUUAACUAUUAUGCGAUUUUUUAGGAAAGAACACAGAAGGAAAUUUUAAGACAAAAGAUUAAAAGACUAUCCUUAAAAGUAUCAAGCUAAAAAUAGGAAUGAGAAAUCAAUCUAAUAUCAAAAGAAAGUAGUUUUGUGAAAAAUAUCACCAAAAUGUAUUAAUAGAGGAUUGUAACCUCUCCAAACAUAAGGAUUACUUAAAAGAACAAAAUAAAUAAGAAUAGCAAGUUAAUAAUACUUCACUAAAUGAAGAAUAAGAUGAGAUAAGACCUAGAAAUUCAAGGUUGUUUGAUUCGACGUACUAAGAGAGUGAACCAGAAUAUACUAAAAAGGAGUUCAAACCAAAAAAGGCAAAAAUAGAAAUACCUAAAAUUACAGAGAAAUAUAAAUGCGACUGCUUUAUCUAAGAUAAUAGAGAAUAUGAUAUAUUUGAGAUAAAGCACAUUGAGUACUCUAUAAAAUAAGUUAUACCUUAAUCAGCUACUCAUAAUCACUAAAAUAAUGAAGAUUAUAAGCAUAAAUUAGAAAAUGAAUUGAUAUUUGAUACUUUAACUUUAAAGAUCAAUGAAGACAUGAAAUACUUAACAGAUUACUUCUAGGAAUUAAAAGAAAGCACCAAUAGAGUUAAGGACUUUUCUCUUUAAUUAAAUCUUAAAUUCCCAAAGAAAGAAAAAAAAGAAAUCUAAGAAGACUUCAAUUAAGUUUUCAAAGAGCCUUUUAUUAUUUAAUGGAAAAACCUUUCAAUAAUUUUAGAAGAGCAAAGUUAGAACACUUUCAUGAUGAACUUUUAGGCUUUUAUUAGAAACUAUUUGCAAUAAGAUAUACCAUACAACGAAAGGCAUAUUUUGUUAGAAUUGAAAGAUAAAAAGAAAGUGGAUCCUCUCUUUUGUUUUUCUUGUUAAUCUCUCACUCUCUAGCUAAAACCAUUAAAAUUCGCAACUAAUUUUAAAUCAAUUAUAAAUUUCAUAGUAGAUGUUGAUAAUUUUGCUAAAAUUAACUUUAAAAAAGAGACCUUCGAAUAAUUUAGCAGCUUGGAUGUUGAGGCUGGUUUUAUAGAUGCUAAAAUAACGAUAAGAGAUUACCCUAUACCACUUUUACUCAUGGAAAAGGGCAGAAUAUACUUGUAGGCUAUUUUUGCACAGCUUAAAAUAUAAUAUAAAGAACACUCUUUAAGAGUAUUUUACAAUCUUCUCACUGAAUUCGGAGAUUUUGACUUAAAUGUCGGUCUUUGUUAAGCUUCAGGAAUUCAUGAAAUUCUAAAAAGAAUCAAAGAACUAACAACAUCAAAUAGAUCUCAAUCUUCCUUUAAGAAUUCUACUUACCAGCAAUAAUUGAUAAGAGAUAAAAGUGGAACUAUUUAAACAUUAAAUGAAAACUAGGGUACUAGAAUGAAAUAGAAUAGCGCUAUUCAUCAAGAAAAAUUAUCAUAAAAAGAUAUUCCUGAAAAGAAAUCUACAACAGACUAAAAAACCAGCUAUUUCGUUUAAGAUGAUAAAUCAAAAUCUUUAAAACAAUCAUUUUAACUUUCGUAUUGGGAUAGUAUUCGCUUAUGCUACCAUGGCAAAAUUUUAAUGAGCAAAGACUCGAUUUUGAAUUUCAAUUUAUUGACAAGCAUAUACCCAUAUUAAAAAGAGUAUUUAAAAUUUACAAUAAAGCAAUCAUUUUUUAUGAUAAGAGGUGAUAAUAUUAAAUUUUAUUGUUAAGAUGUAUCAAUAAAAAGAAAGCCCAGACCUUAGAAUGAAACUCAUGCACUAAAGAUUCCUAUGAUUUAAGCAGAGUGCGAACUUAAUUGGAAUAGGACAAUAGAAAAUCACUAUGUUGCUUCUUAUAAUGAAUUUAGCUUAAAAUAGUUUGUUUCCAAAAAUUUGAGUAUUUUCUCUAAAUUGAACCUGCCCAGAGUUGAACCUAUACAAAACAUUAACUAAAAGGAAAAAAAUACAAACAAAAUAAACAGAGAUAUAAAUAAAUUUAAAAGAAUAGUUAAGAAUAGUGAAGUACCUUUCAUACAUUAUCAAGUAGAUUUCAUUCAGUGGUUUAAAAAUCUACCUCAACUAAGAAGAGACCAGCUUUAUUUAUAUAACAUAGGCAUUAAACGUUAUGAAACAAACGAAAAUGAAUUUUUAAAGAAUCUAAAUGAAAAGGAUUCAUUACAUAAUGUUGAUGAUGAAAAACAUAGAGAUAGAUCUCCCAAUAAAGAUAAAAGUAAUUAAGACAAUUAACAAACUGACGAAGAAUUUGAAGAAUAAGAAAAAGCCUUAGGAAAAAAUACAGAUUUUUUCUCACUAUUUAUUUACACUAUAAACUUGCAAUUAAAUUCAAAAAAUGUCAAAUAAAAUAUUUUAAAACACAUCUCUGAAAUUAAAGUUCGUGGGCUAAUGUCAUCUACGAGAGUUAUUUUUUCAAAUCCUAAGCAUAAAAUAGUUUCAGAUCCUGAGGAGAGUGAUGAAUUUUAAUCUAAGUAAGACGAAUUAGAUCCAAUUAUAGGAAUGUAAUUCGUUUUUGAUUGUAUACAAUUAUCUUUUAAUAUAUUCCAUAAGCCUAAUUCUAUUAAUUCUGCAAAAUAAUCUUUCAAAAUUCAAUCUGGAUAUGGCAAAUUAGACUACAUGUAUGGUUCAGUUUUUAGAGAAAAAGCUAAUCUUUUGAAUCUGGAUCCUAAAUAAUUCAGAAAGAGCAGAGAUCAAAAAAGUUCUAUGCAUAAUCCUAAUGUAUUUUAGGAGUAUUUUGGAUUAAAAGAUAUGCAAUUAGCAAAAGAUAUGAUGAUUUUCAAAAUACACUAAGAGCUGUAUACUAACUUCAAAUAAAUGUCAAGUAUUAUUUAAGUUGAUGAAGACAAACUUAAAAUACCGAAAACAGAUUAUUCUCGAUGCAACGAAACAGAAGAAAAUGAACAAUAACAGUAAUAAGAACAAUUCCCUGAAUUUGAAAAUAGAGACAGAAUAAAAACUAAUGCAUAAAUAAAUAUUGACUAACCAAAAAUAAAAAUUAAUGAUUAAAUAGUUAUAGGUGAGAAUAACUCAAAUAUGCCUCUAGAUUAAGAACAGCGCUUACUUUAAAAGACAAUCUAAAUAAAAAAUUUUAGUCUAUAAGACAUUAAAGAGAGUUAAGAAAUAGAAGAUAAAAGUUAAUCUAAGUCUUAAACUUUGACAGAAGUUAAUUAGGAAAGUCAAGAAAUUCAAUCAGAUUCUUUAAAAAGUAGCUAAAAAUUGCAAGAAAAUUUAAAUGAUAAAUAGAAUAAUUCUAAUAUCUUGUUAAACAACAAAAAAUAAGAUGAUAUUUUAUAUUUUACAGAUGAUAAUUAGCAUAACUUUGAAUCUAAGUAUUCACCUUUAAAGUCAUGUAAAUCAAGUAAUGAUGCUUAAGAAUCUAAAACUGAAUAAGCAUCUAAUUCUGAAAAAUAAAAUAAUAAUAACAUUAAUUAAAUGAAUGAAAAACUCAAUAAAGAUAGUCAAAUUUCUACAUAAUCUAAUUAAAGUGAUAUAAAAUCCUAAAAAUUAAAUAAUUCUUAAGAUAAUUCAGAAAAUACUAUAAUAUAAGAAGGAAAAUAGAUUUCAAAAUCUCAAAAUAACAAUUAAGCUAAAAGCAAUACUGAUCCAAGUCAUACGGAGAUAAAGCACUCUUUAAGCUAGCCUAAACUUUUCCCAAUUAAAGUAAAUAAAGAAAGAGGAUCAUAACAUAGUCAUCAUCAUUAAAACCAUGAUUAAAAAGGUUAAGAUUCCUAAAAUAUAUAGUAUUAAGAAGAUUUCGAUUUUAAUGUAUCAAGCAUUUUCUUUAGCUCAGAUAGUCUUGUUUAUGAACAAGAUAAAUAAUUAGGUUUCGAAGUAUAAAUAUAAGAUGAAAAUGGUGUUAUGCACAAAGAAAUAACACCUUAGUAAGUAAUUAAAAACUGCUUGUCAUUUAAAGGAUGCAAGCUAUUAAUAACAUCUUAGCUAAACAACAUAGUUAGUAAUGUCCUAUUUCCAACCGAAUAUGAAGAGGAAAAUGCUUAAUAUUUAAAAGAUUAAGUUAAAAAUGCUUAAACUUAAAGUUCCGAAUCUAAAAAUGAAGAGAUCAUUAAAAAAAAUGAGAUUAAUUUGAUAAAUAAAAGAAUGUAACUCACUGCUGACAGAUCUGAUGGAAAAAUUCAAACACGUUUGAAAUUUGUGCUUCAGAUCGAAGAUCCAUAGUUUAAUUUAUAUUAUAAGCAACAAAAAAAUUAAAUGAUUUUAACAUCUAGAGAAAAAUGUUUUAUGAUAAUAUAAUCUCAUCAGCUUCCAUAUGACAAGUAAAAGAUUGACAUGAAGCAUAAUUUUAAGCUAUUCUUUAGAACUUUAGACUGCUUUUCAGUUAGAAAAGAAAAUUAAAAAUCAGCUGUGAGAUGGGUUUACGAUUAUGAAAAAACACAUAAUAUUUAUCAUAUUAUAAGAGCCACUCAUGCUGUAAUUAAUUAUACAAGCUUUAAUUUGGAAUAAAGUAUUGUUGACUUCUCAAAGCCAUAUAUUUAAGAACUAAAUCGAGCUAGGCGUAAUGUCAGUUUAGAAAACAUACCUCAAGCAGAUGAUGACUACAUUUAUAAAUGGAAUGGACAACCAAGAUCCAAAGGCUUAGACUUGAGGGUAGAGAAUUUAUAUUCAGAAAUAGAAAGUAUAGACUACCACUGCUUUAUAAAAACUUUAGAAUUCUUUUCAUUAUUACUUUAAUCAGAGGCAAGAUAAUAAUUAUGGACUCAUUAAUUCGAAUAGAAGAAGAAUGAACUAAAAAGACAUGGUAAAAAUAUGGUAAUUUCCCAUAUACAGAAUCAUCUUCAUCAAAAGCAAUAAGAUAAUAAGCAAUAAAACAGCCAUAUUUCUUAUUUUUUGUAGACUUGUAUUAUAAAAAUCUUAGAUUCACAUAGAAAGCCUUUCUUAGAUUUCCGUCUUCCGAGCUUGAAGUCUUCAACAAUAAAUUAUUCCAACAAUUCUGGUCAUUUCUCGUUAAUAUUUGGAUAAGUUACACUAAAAAAUUUAAUGGAGGAUGGAGAUUAUAAAGACAUGAUACAAUAUUAAGGAAAUGAUUUACAAAUUAGAAUUGAACAUGACUUUGUUGACUUAAGGGGUAUAAAUCUUAAUACAGAGUGGAGGGCAUAUAAUAGAUUUGAAUGUUUCAUUCCUCCAUUGAUAGUUAAGCUAACUGAAAAUAUAUUUGAUCCUAUAUAUUUAUUCCUUUUCUAAGAAGAAUAAGCACCAACUACUUCAAGUCCUUCAAAAUCAGAAAAAUCAAACCACUCUUAAAGUGCAAGAUCAAGUUAUUACAGUAAUUCUUCAUUAAAAUAGAAUUAACUGUCUUCCCAAGAAGAAAUUAUUCUCCAUUAUUAUUUUGGCAAAGUAACUGUUAAAGACUUACGUAUAUCAUUGCACUACAAAUCAGCAUCUUCUUUAAAGCGUUUGAAUGGUGUCUCAGCAAUUAUUAAACCAUAUACAAGAGAGAAUAUAUUUAAUACUAAUAAGGAAUUAUUUGAUGAUUUUGUUGCUUUCUUAAAAAAACAAGUCUAUUCACAAAUCUUUUCUCUUCUUGGAUAGAAAAUAUUUGGAUAUUCAAUAAACUUGGAGAACUGA